Dacryopinax primogenitus is the source of this 762-nucleotide messenger RNA. RefSeq lists its product as uncharacterized. The transcript has 3 exons. Bases 1 to 762 code for a protein of 253 amino acids. Lineage: Eukaryota; Fungi; Basidiomycota; Dacrymycetes; Dacrymycetales; Dacrymycetaceae. The record is from RefSeq and is a predicted model, not a curated record.
AUGCCUUUCCUCGACCUUGACCGAGUGGACGAACGUAACAUUAACAGCAUGCUGGACCACGAGAUGUCCACAUCGACGGACAUGAGCGACGACGACGGGAGCAGCAGCACCGGUUCUUCGGACGAUCCUGCCCCGGAAUACGAAGAGAGCAUCUCCGACUUCAGCUCCCCGUCCCCCACUGUGCGCGGGACGUCUCCCACUCCCCUCCACAAGUCGGCGCAUUUUCCGGGCAAGUUCCCCAAGUCGGCACGGAAAACGGCACGGGCGGCGCACGAGUCGCUGCGGAAGUACAAGUCCCACCCAAAGAGUGAAAUGUUCGAUGAUCGAGUUCGCGCUUGGGAAGAGAGCGACUGGAGCGAUGACUCUCCCGUGCACUCCCGACGUGCGUCAUUCACCAAGGAGCUACCUGUUGUGCAUCGACACCGCAAGCUCAGGCCUCACACCAGGGAGUCCUUCAGGUUCCACUCGGAAUGCAUAAAAGGUACGACACGAACGCUCGUGGAGUACGAGCACAGCGAACCUGGUACAAUGGGCCCCUUCGCAACCAAGUUGUUCGAGCUUGAGGCUGCUGCAACAACGGUUUCAUGGCUCUGGGGAGGAGCAGGCGGCCGAGUCGGCCGAGCAGGGGGCCCGCUGACGAGGUUCGCCGAACUCUCUGCCGCGAAGAAGGUCUUCUGGAAUCGGGAGAGAAUAGCUGCUUUCUUUGCGGGCGGCGCGGCCGUGUGGUUGGCACUGGGUUCUUGUGCUAUUUCAGGGUGUUAA